CAGACUGAGUGAGAGAGUGGACAGGCGACUCAUUUCGCUGUACGAAGUUCGCAGGAUUUAAAUUUGUUUACACGUCGUGUAUCUUGUAUACAUCUUAAGAUACUGUCGACACAUUAUACCUGCGUUUGAAGGGGGGGUUUUCCAACACCUGAGCCAGAAGAAGUCGAUCCACGGCUUCUCUUGGAGCACCGUGCGCCGAGGUGAAUUGAUGUUCGACUCGGCUUCACGGCAAAACGGCUCUUACUUUUGGCACAUGAGAACUCCAAAACUUUCUGGACUGAGACGAACAGAGAGAAGUGGACCAACGCCUACUUCGAGGACCUGGAGCCCUAUCGGAGAGGAGAAAUUAAGAGAGGAAGAAAUCCGUACACUCUACUUUUUAACAACAAAGAGGUGACCCCGCCUUCGACCGGAGCAUGGGAGGCGGAGAGAGAUACAACAUUCCAGCGUCGCACCCGGAGCGCGGCGUGUCCAAGAAGGCGCCGCACCACGGCGGCGGCAAGCAGCGCGGCCGCGACCAGACGGGCCCGAUGGCGGUGCGGGGGGCCGCGGCGGGCGGCGGCGGCGGCCGCAAGGCCGAGAAGGGCGGCAAGGGCGCCGGGGGCUGCCUCUGGGCCCCGGAGGGGCGGCAGGCCGCGCCCUCCGACAAGACCUCGUCCGCCGUCCGCUUCGCCGCCUACAACCAGAGCUGGGACCGCGCCGUGUCCCACCUGAACACCCUGCUGGCGUCGCGGUGCGUCGGGCCCGCCUACGCGGGGGCCAAGUUCAGCGAGCCCCCGUCCCCCAGCGUGCUGCCCCGGCCCCCCAGCCACUGGGUGGCCCUGCCCCUGCCCACCAGCUGCGACCACCGGGAAGCCAUGGCCUUUCAGCUCAAGAGCCUCCUCAAAGUGCAGGCCUGAGGGGGGGGGGGGGGGGGGCCCGGCUCCCUCGUCACCUGACCCUUUUACCGAUACAAGCCAAUGUGAGGAUGGAGACCUUCCUCGCCCCCCCCCCCCCCCUUUUACCCGGGAGCGGCCUGCCUGCCAGCAACACUGCCCUGCUGUAAUACGGAUUUAAUCCUUUUUAAAAUGUAAUGUUGUUAAUGAUAAUUUUAAAGUCUUCAAGAGUGGAGGGGUUUGGGCUGGGGCGUGUGGUAGAGAGGUGUGCCCACCCGGUUCAUCCCCCUCUGGUUUUAUUUUAAACGCUAAAGCGCGAUUACAGCAUUGGAGCCUUGCUGGAGGGGAAGUCCUGUCGAGGGGGGGUGGGGGGGGUGGGGGCGGUUGUGUUUCUGCGAUUUGAUUGAACUGGAUUUCGAUGCGUUUUUGCUCUUUCGUUUUUUUUUUUUUUUUUUUCGUUUUCUCCCCUUUUCUUUGGCCGUUUUGUGAACCUCCAUUAAUUUUCUUCCUAAUCAGGGUUGGGGUGGGUUAUGGGAGGGCUGGGGGUUUGUUUUUUUUCUGAGCGGUUCUCUUAUCCCUUUAGCGUCCACGGUAACGCCUUGUGGGCGCCCAGCUUUACACGCUCUGAAACAGGGAAGCCAGGAGGCAUCUCCUGGCCAAAGCACAGGGGUGACUGACUUUAGUGUGUUUGACUUGAACAGGGCUCAAAAUGUAGAUUGUGUUUUUACUCUUUGACAUGUGGGGGUGGGGGGGGGGGUGAAUCCAAGCUAUAUGACAAUGUUCUGUGGGGCGAUCAGAAUAACUGAAUGUGGAUGAACUAGCUAUAGUGAGCACAGGUUACACUUUAAUCCUCAAACUGAAGUCUGAGUUCAGACUUGCUGUGGCGCACGGACCUCGUACCUCCAACUCUUGUAAAAAAAAAUUGUCUUUGUUUUUCUUCUCAAACUGCGCUGUGCGCAAUGCACUAUGGGAGUUUAGCACGUACAAGGUCCGUAAGCUUUCUGUAGGAGCAUGUUCAAAGUCCCAUUUUCAUUCAGGUUGUUGAUCAGAGUUGUAUGCAUUAGUGUGUUUACCAAAGGUUUUUUUUUUUUUUUUUUUUUUUCUUUUGUAAAUUCUUUUUGUGUUUUAUUUGAGAAAUUUUUACACCAUCAGACUACGGCAACAAGUGCCAAAACGAGCCGUGUCGGUGGAGCAUUGUGGUGAAUCCGGUCCUUUGUGAAGCAUUAUGUUGAACGCACACAAUCAUAUUUGUGUCGGGAUUCGGCCUCUCCCACCCCGUCGUGUCUUCCCCCACCCCCCCCACCCCCCCCAGACGCUUUCCGAAAGGGACAGACAGCAGGCGCUGCGGAAGGGGGCCGCCUACACUCCUCCCAGGGCAGCGAGGGCCCUGAUAUUUUUAUCUUCGCCCUGUUGCCCUGGGGCGGGGGUGGGUGUGGCCCUGCGUGGCUGUCUGGUCAUUUCGGGGAGGGGGAGGGGGAGGGGCGGGUGGUGUGAGAGCGAGAGAGGGGGGGCGGAGUCCGAUUCCGAGGCUGCACGACUUUACACAAAGGACUUGACGUUGGGUGUGAGCCCAUAGCGAACUUGUUUACAUAUGGAAAAAAAGGUCCCCUGUCUCCAGGCUGGCCCGCCAGCAUGCUCUCGUUACUGCCUUUGAGCACCUGUGUGUCGCCCCUUGCACUGCUGUUGGUCUCAUCUUUGAUGACCUCAUCUAGAGGCUGCACUAACCCCCCUUCCACCCCCCCCCAACCACCUGCCCUUGUUCCUUUCAGUCUGACCUAGUUUUGAGCCUUCACAGCUAAGACGAGACGGAGGGUGCUCUUGAUCUCCCUUUCUCUCUGUGAAAAUCCUAAGCAAUUGUGGCCAUUCUUUAUUUUUUUUUUCUUCCCUUUUUACAUUUUUUUUUUGAAAAAGAAAAAAACAACUGAAGAGCAUUGCGAGUCUCGUUUUAAAAAAGAAAAAAAUAGAAAGAAAAAUAAGUAAAGAGCCAUGUAAAUAAUGAACUGUAAAACUUGUAGCAUAUGUAUAUUUUGCAGGGCUGUUUUAAACCUGCAUUGAUAAAGUAUUUUUAGUAAGAACACUGAAUGUAAAAGUCACGCUGAGGACGUGGCUUGAUUUCAAAUGCUGAAGAUUAUUUUUGUUAAGAAAAAAGAAAAAAAGAUUGCAGGAAAAGUAUGUCUCAAAACCCCCAUGCACUGUGUAGAGGAAGCAGUGAUCUUGCACAUGUUUUUUUAUCGUUUUGAGACAUGUUUUUGUAUUAUGUCCAGUGUUGAAACAUGCUUUAAGAAGUCAUUGUUAACAAUGGAAAACAAAAUUGGAUUUUGAAAAGGGAUUUUUUGUUUUUGCAUGUACAAACGGUGUUAAAAUGUGUUUUAGCCAUUUCCUUUCAUGAAUUUCCAAUUUCCUUUUAUGAAUUGCACAUCCUUCAUUUGACGCCUCUGCAGUUAACAGUUGGAAAGUUGUUGAUUUCCAGCUUGGCUAGUUUUGAAAGGUUUUAUUGUAAUCGUCCUAUGAGUAACCUCUGUUACGACUGAAGCCAAGAACUUGUUCCAAACAUCAGCUGUACUUCCGCCAGUUGAUCAGUGGAACUGGUUUUUGUUUUUCCUUUUUGGUUUUUGAAUAACUUGUCAUGUUCAGUAUUCUCACCUGUAUAUUUCUGCCUUUUUGUUGUUCAGGUUAUGCGUUUUAAUCUUAUUUGGAUAUUGUUUCUGAUGACUGUUUGUACAUGUAAAAGCAGCCCUUUUCCUAAAUUUGAAACUCCCUCGAGUUUCACUAAUUGGCUGCCAAUUUGUCCCUCUUAUCCUUUGUCACUAUGAAUAAGCUAUUAAUGUGCCCAUAAAAAAAAAAACAAUUUGCUUGAAAAAAAAAAACCAAACAAAAAAAAAACCUCAAAGCACUAAAUUCAAUUGGCCAUUUAAAAAAAAUAAUAAACUCCCUUUCCUUUUCCCCCAAAAA
Messenger RNA from Conger conger (European conger), 3827 nucleotides. It is a transcript of the gene pnrc2, whose product is annotated as proline-rich nuclear receptor coactivator 2. Gene Ontology annotation, cellular component: nucleus; P-body. The transcript has 3 exons. NCBI's taxonomy places the organism in Eukaryota, Metazoa, Chordata, Actinopteri, Anguilliformes, Congridae. The coding region runs from base 417 to 899 and encodes 160 amino acids. The record is from RefSeq and is a predicted model, not a curated record. Gene Ontology annotation, biological process: nuclear-transcribed mRNA catabolic process, nonsense-mediated decay.